UCGCGUAAAUUCGGUUAUUUACAACCCUAAAAGUAGUUUCUAUUUACUUUAAACAGUGCAGUAAUGUAUUUAAAUCUGUGUUUUAAAGAAAGCCUUUAUUAGGUGGUCGGCUGUCUGAAUGAAACGCUGUGAUGCAGUCUGUGACGAUGCAGUUUGUGAACUGAUUCAGAAGAUCUGUUUAAAGUAACCGACUCAACAGAACGAUUCGUUCACUAACAACGCCAUUUGUGUUUUAUUCGUAACAAGAAGUUUGUUGUCGAACUCUGAGGUUAAACUCGAACAAAGUUUUGAAAUCUCCCCCGAAUCCUGCGAGUGUUAGUACCACGCAGGUUUGGACUUCAUCAGUUGUGUGAAGAUUGAAGUGCAUCGUUUCCACCCGCAGCAUGUCUCUGACACUGGCUCAGGGUGAAGGCAUUACUGUCAUCACCGUCACCUCAAACCCGAAGAGCAAAUGGCCCAUUCUGUGUCAGAUCCUGGGCACUUUAUGCUACACUCCAGUAUAUUCUGUGUCUCAGGCUGUGAAGGAGAAGCUGAAGAGCGUUUACACUGCUCUUGGGACUAUGCAGAUAAUAUAUGGAGUCCUCUGCAUUGUGUUGGGGGUUCUGAUUGACAGACUUUGGUAUUGGAACAACCUUACUGGUUGUGAUGCUGUUUUUUGGUUCGGUGGUACGGCCAUUGUAUUUGGAAUCGUGACUAUUCUUACAGCUUGGUUUCCCAGUUCUUGUCUGCUGGCCUUCACACUGCUUCUGAAUGUAGUCAGUGGUGCGCUGGCCAUCACAACUGUAGUCAUGUGUUCAAUAGACCUGGUCAGUGGAAAUUAUCUAUACUGCAAUGAUUAUUAUGAUUCUUCAACACCUUCCCCUGAACAGAGGAGUGAUAGAGAGACCUGCAUGAAAUACAUGGAGACCAAUCAGAUGAUCACUGGAGGUCUGGAUAUCAUGAUAAUGGUGUUGUCGGUGCUUCAGCUCUGUGUGACCAUUAGUUUCUGUGUUCUGACUGGGAAAGUUUUGUGCACGAAAACAGAGGAUGCAGAGAUGGUGAAGGAUCCAGAACUUAACAAGCCGCUGCUGGAGGAUGCCAUUGCUGCAAAUUAGACAGAGAACACACAAAACAACACGUAUAUGCAGUAUAUACAGCCGCACUCAGUAUAACAGUGAGAUGUUUUACAGCUUUAUACAGUACAUGUUUUAUACCAGGCGUUUAGGUAACUUCUUAAAAUAAGAGCCUGCAAUUCAAAGUAAAUGCCUUGAGCACUUUAGCAUCACCUUUUUUAUAUAUUUUUUGCACUUAUGGUAUUUUGACUUCAAAGCUGACCAAGAUGGAGUGAAUUUUCUCCUUAAUCUGACAUUUUGGAAAUCUGCUGAUAUCCACUAUUCAGUUUAUAAAUACUAAGCCUUACCAAACAUUUUUAACAAAUUUACAACAUGACUGAAUUUAGAUCAAAUACCAGAUGAAUCAUUUUGCUGCGUAUUUGCACAAUUUCACCACCAGGCGGUGCUGAGAAAUUGUCAGUUAAAUCAUUUGCCUUUCAGAGAUGAAAAAAACCCUAUUUGACAACAUAAAAGAUAUUUGUAUUACUUUCUAUAACGGUUUCGUGUUUUACGGUUUUGUUACUAGGUGUUAAUGUAAGCAUUUAUUAAUGGCUGGGCUUGCAUUAUACUUUUUGCUGCCACAUUUAACGAAAUAUGCUAAAAAAAAGAGAGUUCUUGUAAGUGAUCUCAUAAGCACCUUAUUCUAUAAAGGGCCACAAAAUAAAAUACACUUUUUGAAGUAAU
Danio rerio (zebrafish) is the source of this 1775-nucleotide messenger RNA. Lineage: Eukaryota; Metazoa; Chordata; Actinopteri; Cypriniformes; Danionidae. The record is from RefSeq and is a predicted model, not a curated record.